CGAUCAUUUUGGUCAAUUGGAAAGUUUAGCCUUUCUGAGUGAUCAUUUCGUAAAUUUUUUUAUCCAUUCAAUCAAAAACAGGGUAGGCCUAAAUCAGAAACGACUAUAAAAGACGUACAGAAACGACAUACUUUCCUCGUGCAACGCAUGCGUUCUCUUUAGCCUAGACCGGAUAAUUAUCAUCACAAAUAUUACAGAGUUACAUAGAUAAUUUUGUCCAUAAAGAUCAUAAUUCCAAACUCUUUUGUUCUCUCAAGAUUGUCGUAAAUGUCGAAAAUGUCCGCGUGAAUUCUAUAGGAUCGAAGGUUUUGAACUUCAAAACAAGCAAAAUAAAACAUAAUUAAAUCAUUUAUUCACAAAUUCCAUUGUACCCGUCUGAGUACGAUUCUGCUAACUUGUUUACUCCAUUUAAGGGUAACCCAUCAUUCAACUAAAUUCAUUAAUUCAUCAGGAAAUUUAAGUUUCUCCGCGCACCUGGAUUUUAUCCUUUUUCUCAUUUGGGUAGUCAUGUAGCUACCCUAAUGCUAUUAAGCAUGCUGGAUGGAGUAGAGGGAUUCUGAACUCAUGAUUUCAACGGAAGGAUCGUGUACUGAUUAGUUAGCCUGAUUGAGCAACUAACUCCAGGUUUGAAGGGGAUGGGGGCUAAGACUAUGUUAGGCGUUUAUUGGUGGGUGGUGGUGAUUUUGAUGGUGCAGUUCUCAUUGGGUGCUAGUCUGUGUGGGUUUGAGGUUCAGCAUCAAAACAAGCUCUAUAAGUUCAGGUUGACAUCACCAUUAAAGAAUUAUCCUCAUGGAGUGUUAAGCGAAGAUGGGUUUUAUAAAAUUUCUCAAAAUAAUUCAGAAUCAGGCAGUGAAACUAAAAUUUGGUUCCAGCUUUGUGAGCAAAUGGUCUUCAACCAUGAUCCACCUAAGUGUAUAAGCUGUCAGACAUGUGGAGGACCAUUGCACUGUGGGCUAACUUGUAGUGCUCUCAUAGUAAAGAAUGUUGCAGGUUAUCAUAUUUGUGAUACUCUUGGUUAUGCAACAAACUCAAACGUUUCUCUUAUAGAUCCAAAGAGUCCUGGGAAAGGUGUAAAACUGAAUAUGUCUGCAAGCAAUGCCGAUGGAGAUUGCUCACUUUCUAUUUCAGUUCAGUGCAAUGCAAAUGGAGUUCAGGCCCCAACAUCGAUGAGCAAAUCUGGGAAAUGCAAUUAUAUUACAACAAUGAUGCAUCCUGCUGGUUGCCCGGUUGUCACACAUAUAGGAAAUAACGGUUUUGGCUGGAUUGGCACUCUUUUGAUAUUACUUGUUUGCAUCUUUGCUUCAUAUUUACUGAUUGGUAUGGUAUAUCGUUUUUUUGUUCUUGGGAUCCAUGGAAAAGAGGUUUUUCCAAAUUUGGAUAUGUGGCUCAGUAUACCCAGAAGAUUUCAGACUGGUCUGGAGUAUACUUCAAGCAGGGUGGUAGGUGCUUUUUAUCGAAUCAGAUAUGGUUCCUAUACUCGAGUUUGAUGAUCCUCACAUUUUUGGAGUUUUACAACCUUUCACUCUUGGCCUGGCUGGCCUGAGAUUUUUAGAACGAUUCAUCAAAUAUCAGAGUCAUCAGAGAGAUAAAUCUUGCGGAAUACUAGCAUUCUUUGGCCAGUAAGGCCUAUUUUGAUCGUUAUCACUGUAACAACGGAACCCAUUGUAUUUUUGAAUAUUUGCAUUGAGGUGUUUAUAAGUUCACAAGAGUUUUUCAAUAAUGCAUAUUCUUUGAAAUAAAUUUGAAAAUGCAAAUUUGUGUUAUCAUCUAAGAUAUUUUUUCUUUUA
Messenger RNA from Cryptomeria japonica (Japanese cedar), 1787 nucleotides. RefSeq lists its product as uncharacterized. The coding region runs from base 636 to 1487 and encodes 283 amino acids. The record is from RefSeq and is a predicted model, not a curated record. The transcript has 11 exons. Lineage: Eukaryota; Viridiplantae; Streptophyta; Pinopsida; Cupressales; Cupressaceae.